Messenger RNA from Culex quinquefasciatus (southern house mosquito), 2036 nucleotides. RefSeq names its product EF-hand domain-containing protein D2 homolog (gene Swip-1). Bases 520 to 1098 code for a protein of 192 amino acids. The record is from RefSeq and is a predicted model, not a curated record. NCBI's taxonomy places the organism in Eukaryota, Metazoa, Arthropoda, Insecta, Diptera, Culicidae. The transcript has 4 exons. Gene Ontology annotation, molecular function: calcium ion binding.
UUCUACUUUCAACCAAAAUAGACGCACAAGUGCUCUGUGUCGCAAAACAAGCAAACAAGCAAAAAAAAAAAAUCAACAGCAUUGUUUUCCUUUAAACAAUCAGGCGGCUCUCAGGUCAAGUAGGCUGGGUAGUAAAUCACACGACCCUAGGUGUGUACAAAGUCAAUGUUAAGGAGCCUACUGUGAUUUACAUUUACAAGUGCGUGAGGAGCACGCGAGCGAAAAACGGUGCACAAUACCUCCAAGUUCAUCGGCGUUGGUGUCGAACGCGAUUUAAUUAGCGGUGCAUUUCUCAUCACAGAGCAAAAAGCGUGCAAUAAUUGGGGGGAAAAAAUCUGCACAAUAAGUGAGAACGAGACAGCUCGCGGUUCGGUUGUUGUGUGUAUAUUCUUGUUUAGUGUAAUUGUACGUCUCUGGUGUAUUGUGUGUAACGUCCUGUGAAACAGACAGAAGCGCAGCAAAAAAGUUGUAUUGAUUUCCAAUAGAAAAGGAGGAAAAAACCUACAAAACAGUACAAAAAUGUCAGACGAGCUGUCCUCCAUCCUCAACCGCCGCCAGGCCAUCAACGACGCACUGGAAAACGGCCAAGAAGUAAAGCACACCUACCGGGUAGUGAACAUCUACACGGAGUUUCACGAGUUCUCGCGGAAGGAGAUCAAGGAAUACCAGACCACGUUCUCCAAGUACGACGUCGGCAACGAUGGCUUUCUAGAUCUGGCCGAGCUUAAGUUUAUGAUGGAGAAGCUCGGUGCCCCACAGACUCAUCUCGGUCUCAAGGGAAUGAUCGCGGAAGUGGACGAGGAUAAGGACGGCAAGAUUUCGUUCCGCGAGUUUCUGCUCAUUUACAGGAAAGCUCGCGCCGGCGAACUGGUGUCCGAUUCCGGCCUCGGCCAGUUGGCCCGCCUCACCGAGAUCAACGUGGACGAGGUCGGCGUGAACGGGGCAAAGAACUUUUUCGAGGCCAAAAUCGAGCAGCAACUGAUGACGAACAAGUUCCACGACGAAAUCAGGCAAGAGCAGGAAGAGAAACGGCGGAUGGAGGAGGAACGUAUUCUCCGGCGGCAGCAAUUCCAGCAGCGUGCGGCCGUUUUCCAGUAGAGACAGAGCGAAGGAAUUGUGCAUGUUUGUCACGUGCUGCAGUAGAAGGAGAAGGAGAACUCACACUUCUCUGUAAAUGUGUUGUACAUGUUUAAACUUAGUCACAGUUUAGGGUUUUAGCUUGCUUUAAGUUUAAGUUUUAUUGUGUCAGACCAAGAAACGCAAAUGUGUCAUUUCAGUUUUAGUUGAUAUUUUACCUGGUUUAGUGAGAAAUCGUUCAUUAUCCACAACAAAAAAAUACAAAACACGUAAUCAAUUGCUUUCAAAGAGAAAUAAAAGAAUUGUGAUAAUGAGGAAUCAAAGGAAUCUAACAAAAGAGAGGAGGUAAAACACUAGGUAGAUAGAUCAAGAAUGGAUGGCCAUAUUUUGCCUAUUCCCUUGUGGUUAGGAGGCAAACUCAAUAAAAAAGGGAAAGGCACCCACAAAGCAGAAAGCACCUCUCCCAUUUUAUUUUAUUCCACUAUUUUAUUCGCUGAUUUUAUGUUUACGUUUAAGUUUAAGUCACUCGCUUUGUGCUUCUACUGUUAAACUCAAUCAACAAAAAAAAAAAAAAAAAACGGCUUCGUCCAUUUUAAGACACAACUUCACACACUCACACAGUUUAUCAUUAGGAGUUAGGUAACGGAAAGGUAUCAAAAAAACAAGUUUUGAGGAGAGAAAAAACGAAAACCAAGCUCAGCUCAAAAGUAGCGAGAAAUAUAUUUUUGAUAUUUGAGGAUUUGUGAACGAUUGCGUGCGACGAACGUGAGUGCAAAGUAGCAAAUGCGAACGGUAUUGAGUCCGGGUUAGGAAAAAAUACCUUAACUUUAGAGUUGUAGAGUUUGUGAAAGGUGAACCACCCAACCACCCACACACUUAGACCGUAAGUUUGUUGUGUGUUUUCGUGGCAUAAAUGUACCGAAAGAGUUACAGAAUAAAUGUUUCAGUUCACCAAUGUC